AUGAUUGAAAAUACAGAAUUUUAUAGCGAAGUAAUUCAAGGAAUUGACUCAAAGUUAGCUGUAAUAGCAGAGAAUGAAAUAAUCUUGACAGAGCAAGCUAACCUGUUAAGAAAGGAAUAUGAAACUAGAAAAAGAGAAAUUGAUAGAAUUGUAUCUGAGAUUUGUGAUGAACAAGUUAAAAAGGUCUAUGAGAAAGUUGGAUCAAUGAUCACAACUCAAAGGAAGUUAUGGAGUAUUUUAGUCAACACAAAGAUUUCUGGUAAAGAAGAAGAAAAUAUAUUAACAGAGAAAAAAGAAAUCAAUGAAUUAAUAUUAAAAGAACUUAAUGCUGUUGAAAAAAUGUAUUGUGAAAAUUCUGAAUAUAUUAAUAAAAUAGAAGAAGAUUGGAGAGAUGUGAAAAAAGCAUCUAUUGAGGGAGUUAAAUUGUCAAAAGAAAUUGACUGGGAAAGUAUUCCAGAAGAAGAACUUGGAAAAAGAUUAAGAGGAGGUGAAGUUUUACAUAGAGAUGAAUGGAUACCCAGUCAAGAUAAUACAACUGGACGUAAAUUAACACCAAGUGAAUUCAAAUCACAUUUGGAAUUCGGUGAAAUGAUCUUGAAAGAAGGUAAAGCUUCUUUCGAAAAACAAGAUUUAGAGUUAUCUUAUACUAGAUAUACUCAAGGUGUGGAACUUUUAUGUUGGGUUAGAGGGUCAGACGAAGAAUCUGAAUCACUCAGAAUAGAAUUGUAUAAGAAAUUCCUAAAGAAUCAAGCUUUACUUGCACUUAAACUUGGCAAAUAUAAUGAUUCCAUUCAAUCAUGUAAUAAAGUUUUAAGUAUUGAUGAAUGUGAUGAAAAGUCCCUCUUUAGAAGAGGAGAAUGUUACAUGAUGUUAGGAAGAUUUGAAGAAGCAAAGAAAGAUUUUAGAUUUAUUUGUGAGUUUGACUAUUUUUCUAGAGAUGCUAAACUACAAUCAAGAAAGAAGCUUGUUGAAAUGAUGAAGAAAUCAAAGUUCAGUAAUUAUGUAAACAAAAGUAUAAUUAAUAAUUUAGAUGGCCUAAUGCAAAGUAAUAGAGAAGUGGUCAACAAAACAAAGCAUGAAACUGAAAAUUAUUAUUCUCAUAUUAAUAAUUACUCACAAAUUCAAAGUAAUUUUGACUACAAUCACAAAGAAAGCCCGAUUUAUUCUUCUAGAAAAGAAAUUCAACCUCAUUUUGAUUUAGAAACUACCAAAGAUAUUCUUGAUGAACUUCUCCUCAAAUAUUCGUCCGAGGAAUUUGAGAAACAACUUUUUGAACUUAGAAAGCUUUCAGAUUAUGACGAAAAAAGGUUCUUAAGAAGACUUAGAAAUGUUCUCCCGGAAAUUAAUAUUCCUAUUUACCAAAAAUACGGCCUAGACCUAGAAUCAAUGAGCUACGAAAAAGCCAAACGCACUUUAGAGGAAAGUGUUUCGUACUGGAGAACUAAAGAUGAUCAAGUAAAGACAUUAUCUAAAGAAAUAUAUAAAUACAUCAUGGGAGACACUAUAAUUGAGUAA
Molecule: messenger RNA, 1515 nt
Organism: Cryptosporidium ubiquitum
Lineage: Eukaryota; Apicomplexa; Conoidasida; Eucoccidiorida; Cryptosporidiidae
Exons: 1
Coding region: 1-1515 (504 amino acids)
Molecular function (GO): protein binding
Source: RefSeq, a predicted model, not a curated record